Molecule: messenger RNA, 651 nt
Organism: Balaenoptera musculus (blue whale)
Lineage: Eukaryota; Metazoa; Chordata; Mammalia; Artiodactyla; Balaenopteridae
Product: mitochondrial assembly of ribosomal large subunit protein 1-like
Biological process (GO): negative regulation of ribosome biogenesis; negative regulation of translation
Cellular component (GO): mitochondrion
Molecular function (GO): ribosomal large subunit binding
Source: RefSeq, a predicted model, not a curated record
AUGGGUUCCCGUUUCCCCGGCGUCCACGUGGCCCUUUGCCUGCUCCUGCUGGUAGCUGGGGAGGCCGACUGGGAGCCUCUUCCCACACUCCCGCAAGCAAAUGGCACCGGGUCUGCCCGGCCCCCCCACCGAGCGCGCGGCCUGGAGGAUGGGAGGAGGGGACUGCCGGGCGGCGAGGGGCCCCCGGAGUCAGGCACCGCAGAUCAUACUGGUCCCAAGUGUGACAUCAAUAUGCUGGUUUCACUUCUGAGGCAAGAAAAUGCAAGAGACAUUUGUGUCAUUAAGGUUCCUCCAGAAAUGAAAUAUACAGAUUACUGUGUAAUUGGUGGUGGAACUUCCCCUCGACACUUACAUGCCAUGGCCUACUACAUUGUGAAAAUGUACAAAUACCUGAAAUGUAAAAGUGAGCCUCAUGUUAACAUCGAAGGGAAGGACACUGAUGACUGGCUCUGUAUGGACUUUGGCAGCAUGGUGAUUCAUUUGAUGCUUCCAGAAACCAGAGAAACCUAUGAAUUAGAGAAAUUAUGGACCCUACGUUCUUAUGAUGACCAGUUAGCUCAGAUAGCACCUGAGACCUUACCUGAAGACUUCAUCCUUGGAAUAGAAGAUGACACUUCAUCUCUGGCUCCUGUGGGGUUUAAAUGUGAAUAA